AUGCGGACCGGUCUCCUCCUGGCCCUGACAGCCGCCGCCAUCUUGUCCCCCCGCGCUCAGGCUGCGGACAUCCUCGUGGCCACCAUGACGUUCGGCAGCCCGUGGCUGGACGUGGCGAAGAUUGCCGAAGCCUUGGCCUCCCGAGGACACGUGGUCACCGUGCUGGCUCCUGCUAGUGAGAGGAGCGAUCUGAUGCGGAAAUGGCCGAGCUUGCGCUACGAGUUUUUCGGAGACCCCGAGAAACCGCCCAUCAUCAAAAACAACAUGAAAGUCGUGCCGAAAACAUUUGCAUUUUCUUCACUUACUUGGCUGGAAUUCCUGGCCUUGGGGAAUAAGAUGGCUAGCAGCCUCCUGGAUAACUGUGAAGGGAUGUUGAGUGACAGUCAGCUGAUGACGAAACUGAAGAACAGCCACUAUGACGUAGUUCUGACGUACCCUGGGACGACAUGUGGGUCCCUCGUGGCUCAGUACUUGGACCUCCCUCUGGUCUGCACUCUGAGGUCUAUGCCCACUGGACUCGACAUCAGCGCCAGUGGUGUUCCCAACCCUCUAUCCUACAUUCCGACUGUUACGUCAGGACUGACUGACCAGAUGACCUUUCUACAAAGGGUCAAGAACACACUGGUUUACUUUGGGAUGACCACUAUAGGACAAUUAAUGGCCGAGAUGGGCUUCGACGCUAUUGCGAGAAGGACCAUUGGUGGCAACUUCACCAUAUUUGCUGCAUUAGCAAGAACGGACGUGUGGCUGUACCAGACAGGCGUCAUGUUUGACUUCCCCAGACCCACCAUGCCGAAUACGGUCAGCAUAGCAGGUCACAUGGCUGAUGAGGUCAAGCCGCUCAGUGAGGAUCUGGAAAAGUUCGUGCAGAGCUCAGGAGAUGCCGGGGUGGUGAUAGUGACGUUCGGCUCCAUGAUAGCGGCUAUGCCCGCAGAGUUAGCCGACAUGCUGGCCGCUGCUUUUGCCCGCCUGCCGCAGAAGGUGGUGUGGCGAUACGCCGGGACACCUCCGCCAAGUCUGGGAACCAACACCAGGACCAUGGAGUGGGUGCCUCAAAGCGACUUACUGGGUAAAUUUAU
Messenger RNA from Branchiostoma belcheri (Belcher's lancelet), 1079 nucleotides. Its product is annotated as UDP-glucuronosyltransferase 2C1-like. The record is from RefSeq and is a predicted model, not a curated record. The transcript is spliced from 5 exons. Gene Ontology annotation, molecular function: UDP-glycosyltransferase activity. The annotation marks the transcript as partial. NCBI's taxonomy places the organism in Eukaryota, Metazoa, Chordata, Leptocardii, Amphioxiformes, Branchiostomatidae.